CCGUUUACGUGACGAAAAUUUCAGUGGUAAUCUCCGAAGCCCCACCUUUUGUGUUUCCCGCACCGUCAAUCAAAAAUAAGAAAAAAAGAAAUCGACCCGAAUCUCCGAUCACAGUCCGCCUUUGAUUAAAACAAUCAUGUUGGGAGUUUAAAUGAACAGAUAAACCUCCGAUUUUUUACCUUUUCACGCUAUGACUGGUACGUAACACUUAGUCCGAUCGAAGCACAGCACCGCCGCCCCAGAACAGCCAGCGAAACAGCAGGAAAUGGCUGCCUUGGACGUGGACAGCAGUCAGAGCGACUUUUUGCAGCCGGCCAGCGGCGCCCAGGACCAGCAGACCACAGACCUCACAGCCAUCCAGUUGACGGGCUCCUCUGAUCGCUGGGAGGUUCUAACGCCUGUGAGCUCAGUGAAAGACGAACCAACAGUAGUGCAGGUACCCAGCGGAGGACUUCUGGGCAGCAACGGGCAAUAUGUGGUGCCACUACACACUAUGGCAGGGCAGACCCAGCCUGUUUUUGUGACUGCAGGGGUUGAUGGCACAGGGGCCAAUGGGGUGCAGUACCAGGUCAUCCCUCAGCUGCAGGGAAAUGAUGGUGCGUCACUAAGCUAUGCAGCACCCACUGCAGAUGGAAGCACACUGGGUUCUGACAUUGCUAUCCUUCAGGAUGGAACGCAGGGCAUUGCCACAUCCACCAAUGCUAAUGACCUCCAGGGCCUGCUGAGUCAAAGUGGGCAUGUGCAGCAGAUUCCCACAGUCUCUCUGGCCGGCUCAGGGUUUGGCGCACAGGGCCAGGUUGUCGCUAAUGUACCAGUGGGGCUGCCGGGCAAUAUCACAUUUGUGCCGAUAAAUAGCUUGAGUAACGUGGAUCUCGAGUCUCUGGGAUUGGCUGGUGCUCAGACCAUAGCGACAAGCAUUACAGCAGAUGGCCAGCUCAUCAUGACAGGCCCCACCACCUCAACAAGCGAUAACCAGGGUGAAAGCAAAUGCACAGAGCCACUUAAUGCCAACGACGCUAACGCUAAUGCCUAUGUGCCAACCACCACCUCUUCCACAAUGACGUCGCUCCCUGAGACGAUAGACGGGACUGGUGUUCUCACCCAAGCCACUGCUGUAUCAGCCGGGCAGCAGGAUCCGUCUUACAUCCAGCAGAACCACACGGCUGGCGGUGAACCGGUGGUGCAGCUCUUACCAGCGCAGACAGCAGAUGGAGCGGCGCAGACACUACAAAGCGUGCAGCUGUUGAAUGCUGGUACAUUUCUGAUCCAAGCUCAAACCGUCUCUCCCACUGGCCAGAUCCAGUGGCAGACCUUCCAAGUUCAAGGGGUUCAGAACCUGCAGAAUCUGCAGCUGCCGGCUGCUGGGGGGGUCUCAUCCCCCCAAAUUACCCUUGCCCCUGUGCAGACCCUUUCUCUUGGGCAAACUGGCACCACAGGUGCAGUGGGACAUAUCCCAAACCUUCAGACAGUCACAGUCAAUUCUGUUGGUCAGUACCAGCAAGAUGAAAACACGGAAUGCCACUCAGAUAUCCAAAUUAAAGAGGAGCCAGAGUCAGAUGAUUGGCCAAAUUCCACCCUGAACACCAAUGAUUUGUCACAUUUCCGUGUUCGGUUGGUUGAAGAGGAUAAGGAGGGGACAGGCCUAGAGGGAAAGAGACUACGUAGAGUAGCCUGCACUUGCCCCAAUUGCAAAGAGGCUGGAGGAAGAGGUUCAAGUAUGGGAAAGAAGAAACAACACAUUUGUCAUAUCCCAGGGUGUGGUAAGGUGUACGGUAAGACGUCUCACCUUCGAGCUCACCUGCGCUGGCAUUCUGGAGAGAGACCCUUCAUUUGCUCAUGGAGUUACUGUGGCAAAAGAUUCACCCGCAGCGACGAACUCCAGCGUCACCGCAGAACACACACUGGAGAGAAGAAGUUUGUGUGUCCAGAGUGCUCAAAACGUUUUAUGCGCAGCGACCAUUUGGCCAAACACAUUAAAACUCACCUGAACAAAAAAGGGCUAAUCUCCAACACUGGGGCAGGUCAGAUAGAUGCUGCCGCCCCCUCGGAUACCAUCCUCACUGGGGGUGGAGCCACUCUCAUCCUCACCAAUCUACAACAGGCUGGCACCCAGGACCUUCUUUCAAACUCCGACCUUCCGCUCCAGCUGGUCACUGUGUCUGCCAGCGAGGUCAUGGAGUGACCAAAAUGUCGCCCACUUUCACAGCACGUCUGCUUUUCACUAUCAAUUUAUAUAUAUAUAUGAUUAAAAAAAAUAUAUAUAUAUAUAUAUAUAUAUUAUAAAUAUAUAUAUUUUAAAAUGACUUAUCCAUUUAUGUUCAAUAGCAGUCUUUUGUACAAACAAGGCAAAAAAUGACAUUAAAUGUGGCUCCAGUUUCCACUGACACAUAUUCGCACCUAAACCUACAUGCUCAAAUGAACUCGUGCUCAUACAGAAAUACAUACACAGAAAUGCCUUAUUUUGUAUCAUAAUCUGUAGUAUAAAAUGCUGGAGUUGCAUGUGUUUUUACUUUUGCUCAUGAGUAUGUUCAGUGGACGAUCAUUUGAGAGAGUGUGAUUGUGUAAUGGAUGUUAUGGUACAUGGAAACCAGGAUGUGUGUAUGUGUGUGACUAAAGUGAGACUGUUCUGUGAGAAUGACAGCAGGGGAAGGACACAGUCUGCUGUGAGGGAGACCUACUCAUGAUCGGUCCAUUUUUAUCCUCUUCCCUCUCGGCUGGCCUUCGUCCAAAUGUGUCUUCACUCUUGCUUUGAAUUUUAUUUGAUGUCAUGUUAGUGGUCUUUGCGCUCUCGGUCACGUGUCCUCUGGAUCUUGUUCGGGGAUGUUCUGAUUUCAUUGUUCUGGUGCCCACAUACAACUCGAACAAGACAUCUGGUGCACAGUGAAACAAUCGUGUAAUAAACUUUAUUUUUCUUGUAUCGUUGCUCUUAAUGCUCUCCAGAUUAUCCCUGUAACAUUGAUAAUGUAUCUUUAAUUUCUUUUUGUUUUCUUCAGCCCCAAGCUGUUUAUAGCCACACUUUAUGUAGUCUAAUACUGAUUCUUUUGUAUUAAAGACUCCUCAUUUUGAUUACUUUUUAAACAUGUAAAAUUUGAUGUUACUUUUGUACAAUUUUUUUUUUUCUUUUUCAAAUGCAACACAAUUAAAGUCGGAAACCUUCCUAUGACUCGUCCUAA
Molecule: messenger RNA, 3173 nt
Organism: Carassius carassius (crucian carp)
Lineage: Eukaryota; Metazoa; Chordata; Actinopteri; Cypriniformes; Cyprinidae
Product: transcription factor Sp3-like
Exons: 6
Coding region: 266-2182 (638 amino acids)
Biological process (GO): regulation of transcription by RNA polymerase II
Molecular function (GO): DNA-binding transcription factor activity, RNA polymerase II-specific; RNA polymerase II cis-regulatory region sequence-specific DNA binding
Source: RefSeq, a predicted model, not a curated record